AAUAUGUAUUCACACAACGAUAAUAAAACCAACAUGAAAGAGUUCUGCUGCAGAUUUUUAGGGGCGGCCGUUUCCUGCGGAGUCUUGCUAAUAAUCUUGGCUGCCGUUCUGGCGGUUCUAUUUCCGAAUCUCAUCAACUUAAUCCUGGACAAGGAGCUUGCGAUACGAGAGGGUGGACGCACGUACAAAUUCUGGAAGCAGCCGCCGGUCGUGCCGCGUAUGCAAGUUUACAUCUACAACGUGACGAACGCCGAUGAAUUUUUGAACAACGGUGAGAAACCAGCGCUGCAGGAGCUGGGUCCGUACGUUUACGAACAACGCUGGGAGAAGGUGGAUAUCAAAUUCAAUGAUAAUGGAACCGUCACCUACAAAGUCAAGAAGACGUUCAUCUUUAAUUCAGAUUUGUCAUCCGGUUCCGAUGAUGAUUUGGUGGUCGUGCCGAACGUUCCUAUGCUAUCAGCUACCAGUCAAUCGAAACACGCCGCUCGUUUCCUACGACUGGCGAUGGCGUCCAUCAUGGACAUCCUGAAAAUCAAGCCGUUCGUUGAAGUGUCAGUCGAUCAGCUACUUUGGGGUUACGACGAUCCUCUGCUCAAGUUGGCUAAGGACGUCGUGCCUAAAGAACAAAAGCUGCCGUAUGAUCAGUUCGGUCUGCUUUAUGGCAAGAACGCGACCGGAACGGACCUGUACACGAUGUUCACGGGCAGUAGCGAUAUCACCAAAUUUGGAUUAAUGGACAGGUGGAACGGCAAGGACGCUCUCGGCCACUGGACCACGAAGGAAUGCGAUUCCGUCAUGGGCACUGAUGGCAGCAUAUUCCCACCUCAUAUCACGAAGCAGACCGUGCUCAAGGUCUUCGAGAAAGACCUCUGCCGGACGUUGCCGCUGGUUUAUCAGCGCGAAGUAAUAGCAGCCGGAGGAAUCCCCGGCUACAGAUUCUCUCCGCCAACGAAUGUCUUCACCUCGGUAGAAAAUAUGGCGUCGCAGCAGUGCUACUGUCCAGCUGGACCACCGUGUGCACCGGAGGGCACGUUCAACGUCUCCCUGUGCCAGUACGAUUCGCCAGUUCUCAUCACUUUCCCGCAUUUCUACCUUGCCGAUCCAGCUUUACGGGAGGCUGUCACGGGCAUAUCUCCGCCGGAUCCCGAAAAACAUCAGCUGUACAUUGACGUGCAGCCUAUAAUGGGCACGGCUAUGAAGGCACGAGCAAGGGUACAAAUAAAUCUUGCAGUCAGCCAAGUGCGAGAUAUCAAGCAGGUCGCUUCAUUCCCCGACAUUAUUUUCCCCAUUAUGUGGUUCGAGGAUUGCGUCGAUGAGCUACCCCCGGAGAUGCGUUCCUUGCUGAAAUUGGCGGUGGAGUUGCCACCGGUGGCUCAUGCUGCAGUGUCCGGCGCCCUGGCCGUGAUUGGCGCGAUCGUCUUGCUUGGCGCGCUUAUGUGUUUGGCGCGCGCUGCCAGACGCCAGGAGAAGCUGCACCUGAGUAACCCACUACCGGCGAACGCAACGAGCACCAAGACCGGCCAGCUGAAUCCGGCUUUCAGCAAGUAGAGUCAAAUUGGUUGCGAGUGAGGGAAUUGAAACGAGUGCGCGAAUGCUCGGAGUUUCAUCCCGCGAGACAAGUUGCGCGCCGGGUAGCGCACGAGGACUCGCGAGGACUUGUACGAUAAUCUUACUUAUCUUAUAGGCGACGGGCACGUGCUUUAUAUCUCGAUUAGGAUUUCCACAUUCAAAUCUCGCGAAUUUCGCAAGAGACAAAGCAGAACAAUCCCAGACAACAAAAAGUCCAAAAUCGAGACAUAAGAGGGAUGUUUCGUUUUCACGUUCAUACGCUGUAAGCAUCAGUUUAUUCUUGUUGUCGGUCAAAUAUUAAACAAGAACAAAUGACGCUUACAAGCGCUGUAAACGCAAAACGGAACGCACUUCGCAAAUGGAAGAUAUUUUUAAAAUAUCUCAUUUUUGGAUGUGUUGUUUGGGACAAGUCAUCAUAGCGCAAUUUUGACGUUAAUCAUUAAAUGAUUGAAAAAUGACUUUUAACGAUCCAUUUUUGAGUCAUUUUGACAUUAUUUUGUUCUGUUUGAGAGGAAGGGAGAGAGAAGAGGGAGAGGCUGCCCAGAGACGCGAAUUUUAUCGGGUCAUACGCGGACAGUCGAUAAAUUAGAUUUAUUUAUAUUACGUGUGUUUCUUCUCGGGAUGGUGUUUUGUCAGACGGUGUUGAGUCGCGCGAGUACAAAUUAAUCGCGAGCAACGAUCAGCGAUGAAUUCGAGAUCUGUGGAGUAGAUGUUAUUUCUCUUAUUGCUCGAGAUGUAAUUGUAAGGGAUCGACGGAUCUUUCCUUCGUGAAAGAACGAGUUAAAAAUUUGGAUUGAGAGAAAACUCUGAGAAAUAUAUCUGUGGGUAAAUUUAAAAUCUAUAUGUCUUCUCGACGAAAACAUCGCAGAUAAUUUCGCGCUUUGUUACGGUUUUUUAAUCUCCACUGUUGACUUCUUAGCUGAUAAAUUGAUCAAAAAAUAGAAUCUAUGUUUAUGUUUAGAUAUAUUUUAUUUUACCUUGACAUUAUUAUUGUGGAGUGGGCAACUAAACUGACGGAUGUUUUACUAUAAUAUUUUUUACGAUACUGCACGGAAAUAAGAAAUUGAAGUCGAGUCAUUGCUACGAAAAACUCGGCGAUUGGUAUUUAUGAUGACGCAACACCGUUCUUUUUAUUAGAAAUAUUAAUAUUAAUAACGAACUGCACCUUGCUCCGCACGAUCGAAUUGAUCUUCAAGGAUCGUCGUUUAAUCGUGCGAAGCAAUUAUCGCUGCGAACACUGACAUAAAGGAUGAAAGAUAUGAAAUUGAUAUUCCGUCCAUGCCGUUGUUCCGAGGACAAGCUUCGUUCACGACUUCAAUUUGGAUUGCACGAGUGUGUUUGCGACGCGUAGUUUGUGCAAUCGGGACGCAACAACAGCGGGAACGACAGAAAUCUCUUUUUCUGUACAUAGAAUCUGUUGUCGUCUACCGAUUGUAAUUAUCAAGAUUGUAUUAUUUCUCGUUAUUC
This is a messenger RNA of Cyphomyrmex costatus, 3036 nucleotides long. RefSeq names its product epithelial membrane protein (gene emp). NCBI's taxonomy places the organism in Eukaryota, Metazoa, Arthropoda, Insecta, Hymenoptera, Formicidae. The transcript has 6 exons. The record is from RefSeq and is a predicted model, not a curated record. Gene Ontology annotation, cellular component: cytoplasm; membrane; lysosome. Gene Ontology annotation, molecular function: scavenger receptor activity. Bases 4 to 1548 code for a protein of 514 amino acids.